CAUGAAAGAAUUCACACAGGAGAGAAACCGUAUGUAUGUAAGCAAUGUGGGAAAGCUUUUACCAGACCUGGACAUUGUAAGGAACAUGAAAGAAUUCACACUGGAGAGAAACCAUAUGUAUGUAAGCAAUGUGGGAAAGCUUUUAUCAGACCUGGAUGUUGUAAGCAACAUGAAAGAAUUCACACUGGAGAGAAACCAUAUGUAUGUAAGCGAUGUGGGAAAGCUUUUACCAGACCUGGACGUUGUAAGGAACAUGAAAGAAUUCACACUGGAGAGAAACCAUAUGCAUGUAAGCAAUGUGGGAAAGCUUUUAACACAUGGGGAAAUUGUAAGCAACAUGAAAGAAUUCACACUGUAGAGAAACCAUAUGUAUGUAAGCAAUGUGGGAAAGCUUUUAACACACAUGCACAAUGUAAGGUUCAUGAAAGAAUUCACACUGGAGAGAAACCAUAUGCGUGUAAGCAAUGUGGGAAAGCUUUUAAAACACAGGGAGAUUGUCAGAAACAUGAAAGGAUACACAGUGGAGAGAAACCUUAUGUAUGCCAGCAAUGUGGAAAAGGUUUCACCACAUCUGGAUAUUGUAAGCAACAUGAAAGAAUUUACACUGGAGAGAAAUCAUAUGUAUGUGAGCAAUGUGGGAAAGCUUUUAACACACGUACAUAUUGUAAGGUUCAUGUAAGAAUUCACACUGGAGAGAAACCUUAUGUAUGUAAGCAAUGUAGGAAAGCUUUUAACACACAGGCAGAUUGUAAAAAACAUGAAAGAAUUCACACUGGAGAGAAACCCUAUGCAUGUAAGCAAUGUGGGAAAGCUUUUAACACACAGGGAGAUUUUAAGAAACAUGAAAGAAUUCACACUGGAGAGAAACCCUAUAUAUGUAAGCAAUGUGGGAAAGUUUUUACCCAACAUGGACAUUGUAAGCAACAUGAAAGUUCACACUAGAUAAAACCAGUGUAUGUGUAUAUAAGCAUCAUGAAAAUUUUUUGAGCACAUGUACAUAUUGCAUAAUGCAUGAAAAAUUUCACACUGGGCAGAAAACUUAUACAUGUAAGGAAUGUGGGAAAGGUUUCACCAAAUCUGGACAUUGUAAGCAACAUGAAAGAAUUCACACUGGAGAGAAACCAUAUGUAUGUAAGCAAUGUGGGAAAGCUUUUAACACACGUGCAUAUUGUAAGCAACAUGAAAGAAUUCACAAUGGAGAGAGAUCAUAUGUAUGUAAGGAAUGUGGGAAAGCUUUUAACACAUGGGGAGAUUGUAAGAAACAUGAAAGAAUUCACACUGGAGAGAAACCCUAUAUAUGUAAGCAAUGUGGAAAAUAUUUUACCAAUUCUGGAAAUUGUAAGGAACAUGAAAUAAUUCACACUGGAGAGAAACCAUAUGUAUAAGCAAUGUGGGAAAGUUUUUACCCUACAUGGACAUUGUAAACAACAUGAAAGUUCACACUCAAGAUAAAACCAGUGUAUAUAAGCAUCAUGAGAAUGGUUUGAGCACAUGUAUUUAUUACAUAAUGCAUGAAAAUUUUCACACUGGGCAGAAAACUUAUAUAUGUAAGGAAUGUCCGAAAGGUUUCAGCAGAAAUGCUCAUUGUCCCAUACAUUAUAAAAUUUACACUGUUGAGAAAGUCUGUGUAUGUGAAGAAUGUGGGAAAGCUUUCACCACUCAUGGAUACUGUAAAAUACAUCAAUUACUUCACACUGGUGAGAAACCCUGUGUAUAUAACAACGUAGCAAAGUUUUACCGCAUACAGUCACUGCAAAACAGAUGAAAGAAUUCACACUGGGAAGAAUCACUGGCUAUGUAAGCAAGUGGAGACACUUUUAGCAGCCAGAUUGUAAGUGAAAUAUAUGAAGAAACUCACACAAGAGAUAAAUCCUAUGUGCUAUGGGAAUCCUCUCAGCACACAUGAUCAUUGUUACAUAUAUGAAAGAGCUCACUGGGCAGAGAUCCUAUGUGGAUUAACAAUGUGAGAAAUAUGGCAAUCCAUGUUUGUUGUUAAAUACAUAGAAAAAGUGUCACUCUUCAGACAAUUUAGAUUUAAGUUUACUUUAAAAAUCCCAAGGAGACCAAAGAAAUAACCAAUACAGAAGUUUGAUGUCAAUAUUUCUUCACAAAUUUUCCAGAAAUGACAAAUCUGAGGUGGAGCUCUCCUCAAGUGCACAUGUUGUAUGGUUUUCAGUUAACCACUUGUACCUCUUUAGAUUUUUUAAAAUGUCUUUGUGCUUCAACAUGGCAUCUUAUAAUUAAGCAUGGUAAACUGAAAUGGGCUGCUAACUUUCAAGCAUGGAUAGUGUCUAUGUACUUAAUAUUUUGUCUUUAAAAUUGAAUUUUUAUAUUUUGUGAUAAAUUGUAAUGUUCAUUUAAAGAGAAAAAACAGAAUAAAUGUAGAAAUGAUACAGAAUUUCAGAAAAAUAAUAAUAAAUCACUAGUUGAUUAGUUACAUAUUUUCAUCUUCGAAGUAGUUGUUCAUGUUACAAAAUAAAGCAUACAAAGUGCUAUUCAAAUAAUGACACUGUGAACAGUUCACCUCAAUGAUCCAACAAAGACUUAUUAAUAUGCUUA
Cavia porcellus (domestic guinea pig) is the source of this 2559-nucleotide messenger RNA. Its product is annotated as zinc finger protein 709-like. Gene Ontology annotation, cellular component: nucleus. NCBI's taxonomy places the organism in Eukaryota, Metazoa, Chordata, Mammalia, Rodentia, Caviidae. Gene Ontology annotation, biological process: regulation of transcription by RNA polymerase II. The transcript has 3 exons. The annotation marks the transcript as partial. The record is from RefSeq and is a predicted model, not a curated record. Gene Ontology annotation, molecular function: RNA polymerase II transcription regulatory region sequence-specific DNA binding; DNA-binding transcription factor activity, RNA polymerase II-specific.